UUAUCGUCAGAGGUUGUAUAGAAACCAAGUAAUGUGUACCCAUGUUUUCUGUCGGACGAUGCAGACUAAAGGACCGAGUUGCUGUGGGAGGAAAAGAUGGCGCUGCCUAUGUUAAGAGGUUGCUACCGUAGCAGGCCGCCUUCAGUACUGAUUCGUUUCUUGAAACCUGAUCACGUUGUGCAGCCCCAGUCCAACAAGACUACUCGCCUGGCUCCAACUUUGUCCGUUGGUGUCGCUUCCACAGUCCGAUCUUACAGCUCUGAUCGAGGUGGAGGUAAACAAAACCAGAAGGUGGUUGUGGUUGGCAUCCCCAACCCUUUCAUAUGGUUUCGAACCCGAAUAUACUAUUUUUUGAUUCGGGUGUAUUUUGACAAGGAAUUCAAAAUCGAAGAAUUCACAGAGGGAUCUAAACAGGCAUUCUCCCAUGUUUCAAGACUGUUGUCAGGGAGUCAAUUUGAGUCUCUUGAAGGUCUGGUUGCUAAAGACCUGAUUGCAAAACUGGAGGAGAAAUGUGCUCUGCUCCCUCCCAGCCACCUGCAAGCACUUUCUGCUGAUCCGGAAGACUUGAUGUAUACAACACCGGGGGAUGUUGGCAUCUGUUAUGAUGAUGAUGUCAUUGGCAGCAGAGAACUGGAAGGAGAGGCGGCCAAAGGAAGAAUUGGUUUUGGGGGUGACCAGAGAGAUAUACCUGCUGGAGCGCGUGCUACAGGGCGGAAGUUUGUCAGUAUUCUGAUGAGGUACUGGUAUCUAACAAGUGCCCGGUUGCCUGAGGAAUCGGAGGGAACACGCAUCUUUCAGGUGGCCAUAGGUGGUGAGGGUGAGCCAGAGACUAAGAGAUUGCUCACAGCGAACUAUGAAUUCCAAAGGGAGUUUACUAAGGGGGUGCCGCCGGACUGGACCAUCACCAGGAUAGAGCACUCCAAGCUGCUGGAUUAAACUGGGAUUGUGAAUGGAGAUUAUAGGGGGAAAUGGAGAGUAGUAGAGAGACAUAGAAUGGAAGACCAUCCUUCUUCCUGACCCUACAAGAAUCCCCCUAACUGCUAAAAUCUUGAGAUGCUCCUCAGGAGCAAAAUAGCUCUCAAACUCAAGACCAGAAAAUAUAUGGGGAAUAUUCGGGGCAAACUUUCUAUCUGCCAGAAGUCACAUACUAUCCACUGUAGAAAAAGAGCAAAAGUCAAACAUGUCUGUUCAUAAUUGUACUACUAUACAGAAGUCUGUGUAAGACCAGGUUGUUGAGUUUUUUUGCCCUUGUCUCAGCAAGCACCGCAAUCAGUGGUCAAAACUAGGCUUUGUCAGUUCUGCCUCUAAGGCCUGAGAUUCAUUAUUUUGUUUAAUGGGGAGGGCAGACAAGGGGCAUCCAGACAGUGUGAAAAUGAGCUCUGUAUUGAGAUUCACCAUAUUGAGAUUCUGUCUUCGAUCUGCUGCUGUCCACGCUUUGGCGUCUUCAAGUAGAGCGUGCACACAGACUGAAGAAAAUGUCACACUUUUUUUGUUUAGGUUUCAGAUGUAAACAAAACAAAAUUAUGAUAAUUCAAGCAUGCCCUGAGCAAACUUUUCUCAAACCUCCUUGUACUCUUGCUUUCACACACUCAAUAGUUAUGUAGAGAGGAUGAAUUCCAACUAUGCCAUAAAAAUUACUAUAGCUA
Messenger RNA from Oncorhynchus keta (chum salmon), 1646 nucleotides. RefSeq names its product matrix AAA peptidase interacting protein 1 (gene maip1). Gene Ontology annotation, molecular function: ribosome binding. Gene Ontology annotation, cellular component: mitochondrial inner membrane. The record is from RefSeq and is a predicted model, not a curated record. The transcript has 6 exons. Bases 97 to 936 code for a protein of 279 amino acids. Gene Ontology annotation, biological process: protein insertion into mitochondrial inner membrane from matrix; inner mitochondrial membrane organization. NCBI's taxonomy places the organism in Eukaryota, Metazoa, Chordata, Actinopteri, Salmoniformes, Salmonidae.